GCCAGUAAAGCUGGAACGUCCCCAUAUGAGGAUGUAAGGGCUGUAUGAUACUAUUUUACAAAUAUAUUCUUUCUUUAAAAAUAAUUUGUCCAACCCUUUUUAUUACAGUUGUGUCAUAUACAUAGUUCGCAAACAUGAAGCAUUAAUCAUACAACACAUGGAGAAAUAAUCAUACAACAAUUCGAAUGGAAUUUAAAAUUUACACCGUUCCAUUUGCUACCUACCCAAGGGUACAGUAUGCAUUCAAACACUUGGAACCACUUGUAAGUAGGUAUGAUCAUCUUAGCAAUGAGAUACAACUAGGAAAAUGGAUUACUACCCCAAUUGAGACCCAUUUCAAGGAUCGCAUCAACAAAAAGACGUUCCAGCUAUGUCUACAAUCCUUGGAAGGUGAUCGAGAUAUUGAUAUCAGAAAUGUAACAAAGCAAGACGAUGUACCUGAUUGCAUUACAGAAAAAUGCGCUAAUGUUAAAGACCUUGCACGCAAAAGAUGUCUCCAAAAAUCUUUUGUUAUAAUUGUUGCUUCUGAUAUCAAUGAGGAUGUCUUACCUGAGGGCAAGUACGUGAAGCUUAUCUACUUGAGAGGCAGAGAUAAUGCAGAUGGGAACCAAAAAGCCACCAAAGGAAUGCAGAUUGUCCCCAAAGAACAAGUUUACAAAACAGUCAUGGAAUUGAUGGAAUCAAAUUUAUACAAAGCGUUAGGAAUGAAAAGUAGAUGUGAAUGCCUGUUGCAUAUAUUGGACGCCAUAUUUCAUGUCGAUAACUAUAAACAGAAAGUGUCAUCCCUACAACGUUCGAAGUCAGAAGACAACAUGAUAUGCAGAACGGAUGAAUCAACCAACGACCUUAUUCUAGAGCGAUCUAAAUCAUAUAUGGAGAAGAAUCAUUCUGAUCGUACUGAAAGAGGGAAACUAUAUACAUUAGUCAAGAAACUGUUAUUCAAAUCAAAACAGAAACAAAAGGAUGAGAAAGGAGACAUUUUGAAGCAGUUGAUGGUAACUCGUGAUCAGGGUUGUUUAUUUGAUGAAGAGCUGCCAGUAAUUCAGAAAAUAGAGCGCCUCUCUGAUGAAAUGAUUGGAAUGUUUAGCCGAAGUUCUAUUCCAGAAAAUGAAAAGCCACAACUGGGACGGCUUCAGGACCAUAUCAGCGCAAAGUUGAAAAAAGAUCUUCAAAAGGAAAGUUCGUCCAUAAGAAGUUGCGGAUACCGCGGUUGCACGUUAGUUAUUUUUGUUGAUAAAGAUUGCGAUCCGCAUAAUUUAAAAAUUCGCCUUAAAACCCUUCUGCUGGAGGAACACAAUAUCGUUUCAUUUUCCGUUGAACCGUUAAAUAUCAAAGAAUUUUGUAAGGUGGGGGUCAAAAGCUGAAGCAAUAUUUGGUGAUGGC
Molecule: messenger RNA, 1383 nt
Organism: Ruditapes philippinarum (Manila clam)
Lineage: Eukaryota; Metazoa; Mollusca; Bivalvia; Venerida; Veneridae
Exons: 6
Coding region: 186-1364 (392 amino acids)
Source: RefSeq, a predicted model, not a curated record